UCACAGGAAACGGAAGCAGCGGCGUCUCCGCGUCAGCAGUCACACGCACUUCCGGUUCCGCUCUGGCAGCGGCGCUGAGUGGAGAUGCUCGUGCUGGGAGAGAGGUAACGUUAGCGGUGACGGCGCGCACCUGACCGACACUCACCGUGCGACACUCGGCACAGCGCGCGCGCGAGUCCCGACACCCGAGAGAGAGAGUGUGUGUGUGUGUGUGUGUGUGUGUGUGUGUGUGAGAGAGAGUGUGUGUGUGUGUGAGAGAGAGCGCGCGCGCGCUCUCGAGCCGCUCGCUGGUCGUCAUGGCGAAGAACACGCUGUGGUCGCGGUUCCGGGGCGUGGACAUCGACCAGUACGAUGAGAACCGGUUCGUGGACGAGAACGAGGAGGCCGCGGAGCAGCAGGGACCGGACGGAGCCGAGGUGGACGCGCUCAUCAGGCAAGGAGACAUGAUGACGGCGUUCCACGUGGCUCUGAAGAACCCGCCCAUCAACUCCAAAAACCCAGCCGUGAAGGAACGUGCCCAGGCCGUGGUGCUGCGUGUUCUCACCUCCUUCAAGAGCAGCGACAUCGAGCCAGCCGUGAAGUCUCUGGAUAAGAACGGCGUGGAUCUGCUGAUGAAGUACAUCUACAGAGGGUUCGAGAAGCCGUCAGAUAACAGCAGCGCCAUCCUGCUGCAGUGGCAUGAAAAGGCGUUUGCUGUGGGAGGUUUGGGUUCCAUCGUACGAGUCCUGACGGCGCGGAAAUCCGUGUGAAAAAAUAAAUUUAAAGAAAAAAAGAAAAUCCAGAGCCACGGGAUCGAUCAGUUUUUUUUUUUUUUCCUCUUAAAUAUGGACAGCUCACAUUAAUUCUCAUCACAAUCAGGAGUGCUCACACACUCUCACACACACUCACACACUACACUGAACAGUGUCUUUUAUUUAACAGUCGGAAGAGUGCGGUGUAUUUAUUGUACGUUAUUGAAUCAUGUUCAUAUUUAGCGCCUGGAGUCUUCUGUGAAUAAAAGAGGAAGGAAGAUAACGACUCUAGGCGAGCUAAACUCUGAUCGAUUUUGGCCAGCGCUCUCGGAUACACACUUCUGUUCUCUUCAGAUUUUUCUUUUUGUACAGAAAGAUGAUUAAUAUAUAGCGUGGAGGUCGCGUGGGGAUUAAUAUAUAGCGUGGAGGUCGCGUGGGGAUUAAUAUUUAGCGUGGCGGUCGCGUGGGGAUUGAUAUUUAGCGUGGAGGUCGCGUGGGGAUUGAUAUAUAGCGUGGAGGUCGCGUGGGGAUUGAUAUAUAGCGUGGAGGUCGCGUGGGGAUUGAUAUAUAGCGUGGAGGUCGCGUGGGGAUUGAUAUUUAGCGUGGAGGUCGCGUGGGGAUUGAUAUUUAGCGUGGAGGUCGCGUGGGGUCACGGACGUCCCGAUUGUGUCACGAGUCACAAGCGUCACUGGGUCAAAAAGGGCGGGGCUUAAAUGUAAAUUUAAUUCACUAAUUAUGUUAUGACACAUACGCAUAGCUACUUCAUACAACAUGGCUGAUGUUAACGUUAAACUUUUCUGCGAUAGCUAACCUGACUAGUUAGCUGACUAACUAUUAUAAUUCUAUUUUAAGCACUACAUCAGACAAGGAAGCAAACAAACAAACAAACAAAAUCCAGCCCAUUGUUAUAUAACGAUGUUAUAUAAAGUUCGUGAUUGGGUCGAUUGUCUUGUCUUUAAUCUCCGCCCUGCUCUUUUUGAUGACGCCUGACGCUCGGGACAUCCGAGGACGUGCGUGUGUGUGUGUGUGUGUGUGUGUGUGUGCGCGCGUGCGAGUGUGUGCGUGGGGGGUCGUGGGGGGUCGGGGGUCAUAUGUGAAGUGCCUGGUGCAAUAAAGAUUACAAAUCUGUUUUCUGUCUCUCUCUCUGUUUGCUCAUUAAAGCCGAUACACGUCUGGAGUUCAGACCUCACUCUGGAUCGCUUUACUUGUUCCUCAGA
This is a messenger RNA of Pangasianodon hypophthalmus (striped catfish), 1948 nucleotides long. RefSeq names its product actin related protein 2/3 complex, subunit 5-like, a (gene arpc5la). The transcript has 4 exons. Gene Ontology annotation, cellular component: actin cytoskeleton; cytoplasm; Arp2/3 protein complex. Gene Ontology annotation, molecular function: actin filament binding. The record is from RefSeq and is a predicted model, not a curated record. Lineage: Eukaryota; Metazoa; Chordata; Actinopteri; Siluriformes; Pangasiidae. Gene Ontology annotation, biological process: regulation of actin filament polymerization; cell migration; Arp2/3 complex-mediated actin nucleation. The coding region runs from base 297 to 749 and encodes 150 amino acids.